UAAAUAAUGUAAUAAUUAACAGUGUAUAUUAAUUAAUUGCUUUAUAUGAUCCAUAAAGAAUUAAGGUAACAUGUAUCAGAACGAGUCAAUAACUCAACAUUUCAAUCAAGACGAUGUCUUAAACAUUAAGUAAUUAAAAAUAAUGAUAAAAUAUAACAUAAUAUAUAUAAUAACAUAAUAUAAUAUAACAUAACAUAAAAUAUAACAUAAUAUAAUAUAACGUAAUAAAUUGUUAACUAUAAUUAGUGAUAAAAUUGCUAAGUAUUAAUUUCGGUUGUUUUUCCGCUUUCUCAUUAACUGUAAAAUCCAGAAGCCAGAAUGAAAUUGCUGACGUUCCUAAUGAUGUUAACGCUGCUGCUCAUUUACUCCUUGAUUGGUGGUGUCAUAUUCAAGAACAUCGAAACUCCUAAUGAAGAUUUCGUCAAGAAGAGCGCUAACUCUACGUUUGCCAGACUGCUGGAGAACAACGACUGCCUGACACCAAACGACAUUGCAGACUUCCAGGACAUUACCACCGAUAUGCUAGAGAACGGACUGCUACUCAAAUCUGACAGCAACAGCACCGCAAGACCUUCGGCAUUCUUCAGGGAGACCUUCGACGUCAGAUCAGCCAUCCUUGUCGCCUCUUCCAUUGUCACUGGCAUUGGUAUAAAACACGCCUAUCCAGUGACAACAGGCGGCCGAAUUUUCUGCAUCGUCUUCAGCUUCUGCAUCUCUUAUUACAGCUACAUCGUUCUGUAUUCAGUCGGAUUUUUAGUCGACCGACUCUUGGAGGUUUUCUUCAAGAAGCUGAACAAACGUUUAACGAAGAGGAGUGUCAACGUGUUUAUACACUUCAGGCAAACUGUUUUGUUGACUUUCGGCAUAAUUUUCCUCGUUCUCAUACCAGCUGGAAUCAUCUGCUCCGUUGAAAACUGGCCGUACGAUCAGACCCUCUACUUUUGUUUUCUCUAUGCCAUUUCUUUGGGAUUUGCCGAUUACAUCCCUGGAGAAGAUCCAAACUUUCAAAGAAGUGAGGGCUUCAUAAAAUGGUACAGACUGGCCAUUGCUUUCUGGUCACUAAUAACUUUCCUCUACCUCUCCCUCAUCAUCUACCAGUUCAAUGGAUUGUUUGGCAGAUUCAUCUGGGAAAACAUGGAAAAAAUUGUUGAUGACAGAAUCGAGAGAGUCAAAUAUAUCAGGGAUAAUAACGUCUACAGGGAAGUCUUGAAGAAACAUCGAGAAAAAUACCUCAAAAAGUUUCAAAAAAAUUCACAAACGGAGGCAGCGAUGAGGAGGGUUGGCUGGAUGGAUGAUCAGAAAAAGAUUCAAACCGGAGCUAUCCAAUCAGACGUCGGAAACGUCGUUUCCGACACAAACCCAACUUAUCCCAUUCCAGACAAGAUCCAGCCACCAGAUUACCAACAGCCUGUCUCCAACGUCAUUUUAUACGAUCCGAACUUUGGUCAUGGAAGAAUAUCUUCAGGAGAAGUCAGCGUGAUAAAAUUUUGAAGGUUUGAUGGUGCUGACGACGACGAAGAUAAUGGCGAUGAUGAUGAUGACGAUGGUGAUGAUAAUGGUGUAAUGGUGAUGAUGACGGUGGUUGGUUGAGAUGAUGACGAUAAUGAGAAUGAUAGUGGUGAUUUUGAUAAUGAUAUAUUAGCUAGUAUACUAAUAAGCUUUUAUAAAGACACAAACAAAUGAUAUAAUGUUAUUAUUACAGUAUCGAGAUAAUAUUAAAAUAAUUGCAUUAAAUUACAGUGCAUAGAUAUCAAUAAAUUGUAAUAUAUA
Molecule: messenger RNA, 1770 nt
Organism: Helobdella robusta
Lineage: Eukaryota; Metazoa; Annelida; Clitellata; Rhynchobdellida; Glossiphoniidae
Exons: 6
Coding region: 319-1491 (390 amino acids)
Biological process (GO): stabilization of membrane potential; potassium ion transmembrane transport
Cellular component (GO): membrane
Molecular function (GO): potassium ion leak channel activity
Source: RefSeq, a predicted model, not a curated record